Sphaerulina musiva SO2202 is the source of this 1461-nucleotide messenger RNA. RefSeq lists its product as uncharacterized. Gene Ontology annotation, biological process: small GTPase-mediated signal transduction. NCBI's taxonomy places the organism in Eukaryota, Fungi, Ascomycota, Dothideomycetes, Mycosphaerellales, Mycosphaerellaceae. The transcript is spliced from 5 exons. Gene Ontology annotation, molecular function: GTP binding; GTPase activity. The record is from RefSeq and is a predicted model, not a curated record. Bases 519 to 1112 code for a protein of 197 amino acids.
GGCUGCUGUGCCGCGUCCCAUUCAUUUUCUUUGGCGAUACAACAAUACCUGACCUGUACGCUGUACCUGUACCUUACGCAACAGUUGAUUCGGCGCUGGUCGGCAGCGGCUGCGCUACAUCCUCACACCGCACCCUCCACACCGCACCUGACCUCACGUCUUGUCUCGUCUCGUCACGUCUCGUCACGUCGCCUCGACUCGACUCACUCUCACACACUCACUCUGACUCUCACACACACACUCACCCGACAUUCACACUCACUCACUCACUCAUUCACUCACGGCCAGGACACUGCAAUAUCCUCGCUCGGCCUUGCAGACGACGCGCGUCCACGUAAUCCGCGGCUACUGCUGCUGCACCCGCCGCUAUUUACCCACCCGUCCGCUCAACCCAGGAGUUUGUUGCGAGUGGUCAGGUGCUACAACGGCAACGCCUCGGAGCGCAUGUGACGGAAGGCACACGGAGUGAUCAGAACGCCUGAGGAAAACGCUCGCUCGCUCGCGUGAAGGCCGUCAAGAUGGUGGUUGCUACAAUCAAGUGUGUUGUGGUCGGUGAUGGUGCUGUAGGCAAGACUUGCUUGCUCAUCAGUUACACCACGAACAAAUUUCCCUCGGAAUACGUCCCAACCGUUUUCGACAAUUAUGCAGUGACGGUAAUGAUUGGUGAUGAGCCAUACACGCUGGGACUAUUCGAUACCGCUGGACAAGAAGAUUACGACCGAUUGCGACCACUCUCAUACCCACAGACCGAUGUUUUCCUGGUUUGCUUUUCCGUCACCUCACCCGCCUCGUUCGAGAACGUCCGAGAAAAGUGGUUCCCAGAGGUACUCCACCACUGCCCUGGAGUGCCUUGUCUGAUUGUUGGUACACAAACGGAUCUGCGAGAUGAUCCUCAGGUCAGAGAUAAGCUGGCGAAGCAAAAGAUGCAGCCUGUAAGAAAGGAGGACGGUGAAAGAAUGGCCAAGGAUCUGGGUGCUGUGAAGUAUGUGGAGUGUUCAGCUCUCACGCAGUUCAAGUUGAAGGAUGUCUUUGAUGAAGCGAUCGUGGCAGCCCUAGAACCACCCACGGUGAAGAAGCCCAAGCGAAAGGGCAAAGGUUGUAUAUUGCUAUAGCCUUGCGGCUGUGUGAUACGAUGCUAUUGGAUUUCUCACGUGAAGAUGGCGAGUAGGCAAGCAGGCGCCCUCAUCAGAUUAGAUUCACUUGUUCCCGGACAUUACCAGAGUUGUGGUGCGCGUGGAGUUGGAAGGCGCAUUGUUUUCAGGACUACGCAGGGCACUCAUAUCAGGUCAAUUGCCUCUGCUAUUUUGCAUUUCUCCCUGCUUUAUAUUCAAUGUGAAGAUCAACUUGCUGUAAACACAACCGCUUCUCAAUAAUGGUCUGCGGCUCUGGACAAAAACACGAAACAUACCUCGCCAGAUAUAGAGGGUCCUUCCGUACCUACGGUAGGGGCCGUUGGCAUGG